AUGUUAGUACUCUCUCUACUGUUUAGCACGUUGCUUUCUGAGGUUUGUCCUCAGACUGUGCCGGAGCAAGCUCAAUUCGUGGAUCAAAGAGGCUUCAAUGCUCUCAAGACCGUUCCACCACCCUCGGUGUCGAACCUCACCUCGAUUUUUCUGCCACCCGGUCUGAGUGAAGAUGAUGCUCUUGCAAAGCCAUUCCAUGUCUACGACGAGGCUUUCUACGACAUCAUCGGCACGAAUCCUACAUUGACGGUUAUCGGCAGUACCGGGGGCGAUCCGUUAUUUCAUGAAGCUGUUGUUUGGUAUCCUCCUACAGACGAGGUCUUCUUCGUCCAGAAUGCAGGAGCAGCCGCUGCUGGUACUGGUCUCAAUAAAUCAAAUGUCAUUCUGAAGAUCUCUUUGGACCAAGCGGCUGCUGUCUCAAGUCAACGAAAUGCUAGUGGCCAGGUUGAGGUGAUAGCUGUCAAUGCCACCCCAACAGUUAUCAACUCUAAUGGUGCUACGAACUAUCGCGGGGAAAUCAUCUUCACAGGCGAAGGUCAGGGCCCUGAUAUCGCGCCAUCACUUUUUGUUAUGAAUUCCGUCGAGCCGUAUAACACAACUGUACUUCUAAACAAUUACUUCGGGCGACAGUUCAACUCUCUUAACGACGUAGCCAUAAACCCACGAAAUGGAGAUGUAUACUUUACUGAUACGCUGUAUGGUUAUUUGCAAGAUUUUCGUCCUUCGCCUGCACUGCCCAACAUGGUUUACCGCUUGAAUCCAUCGACUGGCGCCGUGACGGUGGUGGCUGAUGGAUUUGAGUUGCCUAAUGGAAUUACGUUCUCCCCCAACGGUUCCUAUGCUUAUGUGACCGACACGGGCGCACAGUAUGCGCUCUACGGCUACAAUUUCACAGCACCAGCUUCAAUCUACCGCUACGUUGUGGAGCCCGACGGCACUUGGAGCAAUCGUAAGAUCUUCUCCUACGUGUCACCAGGCAUCCCCGAUGGCAUCCACUGUGAUACCAAUGGCAACGUUUACUCCGGGGUCGGCGACGGCGUACACGUCUGGAACCCCUCGGGCACAUUGCUCGGCAAGAUCUUCGUCGGUAUGACCUCUGCGAACUUCAACUUUGCUGGGAAAGGUCGAAUGGUCAUUUGUGCCGAGACACAGCUUUACUACGUGACUUUGGCGGCUGAGGGUGCGGUUGUGGCGAGUGAAAUGCCCUCGUCUUAG
This is a messenger RNA of Exophiala bonariae, 1215 nucleotides long. RefSeq lists its product as uncharacterized. The record is from RefSeq and is a predicted model, not a curated record. Bases 1 to 1215 code for a protein of 404 amino acids. NCBI's taxonomy places the organism in Eukaryota, Fungi, Ascomycota, Eurotiomycetes, Chaetothyriales, Herpotrichiellaceae. The transcript is spliced from 7 exons.